UGAAAUGGACCGUAAAAAUAACCCUAAUAUGAGAGCCGUACCCAUUUAGGCCCUCAAGAUUGUAAACACUCAAAGUAGGUCAACGCGAAAGCACCAUGUGCGAGGGUGAGGAGGUUCAAUGACGCGUGGUUGUUGGUACUUGUGGAAAUAUCAUAUACACUUAAAAGAAACGCAGUUAAUCGUAGAGUAGUCUGGAUACAAACUCAUCACUAUAUUUUUGGCAAAUGGGACUAUGUUUUGAAAUAUAUAUUCAAUGGUGCAAAUCACUUGUUGUGUAUAUCCUUAAAUUCCUACGUACGUGGUUGUUCAUGGUUGUCACCCUCAAACUCACGGGAACCAGUUCCAGCUGGAUCAUAGUUAGCAGGUAUAUAAAUAUGCUUGCACGUCAACACGACUGAUAUACUUGGUUGGUAACAGUCGCUCGGUCAGUGUGUGAAGGUGGCUAUAGUCUACAGAAGAUAUAACCUGAUACUUUCAUGAUGUCAGUCGCUGUUGAACCCAUUCCAUUGACUGACCCCUCGGAAUAUCGACCCGAGAAAAAGGAAAGUAAUUUCAGAGAUUUUCAGAUUCACUCCGUCCCCGAAAGAGUAUACUUGACUUACCGCGAAAUGCACACAAAACAGACACUUGAAUAUGCUAAAAACCGCCUCGAGAGCUGGACAAAAUUCAACCAUGCAGAGAUGACUAUCAUGGAAGCGAUCGAGGCUCUCAACGGACUGGUCGACGAGAGCGAUCCCGAUGUUGACUUUCCAAAUUCGCUCCACGCCUUUCAGACAGCCGAGGCAAUUCGAUCAAAGCACCCGACCAACGAAUGGUUCCAGGUGAUUGGGUUGAUUCACGACCUCGGCAAGAUGAUGGCUCUCUGGGGGGAACCCCAGUGGGCAGUGGUUGGGGACACCUUUCCCGUUGGAUGUUUACCGGACGAGUCCAUCGUGUUUGGGUUGGAAAGUUUCAGCGAAAAUCCAGACUUGAAGAAUGACAAGCUCAACACAAAACUUGGAAUCUACUCAGAAAAUUGUGGACUUGAAAAUGUGACAAUGUCGUGGGGUCACGAUGAAUAUCUAUAUCGUGUCCUGAAAGCUAAUGGAUGCACACUGCCGGAGGAAGGGCUGAACAUCAUUCGCUUUCAUUCCUUCUACCCUUGGCAUUCAUGCGGAGCGUACAGGCAUCUAUGCAACAACAAGGACAUGGAAAUGAUAAAAUGGGUGAACGAAUUUAACCAGUUUGAUCUCUACUCAAAGUCACCAGAUAUGCCUGAUGUUGAAAGUAUUCUGCCCUAUUACAAUGAACUUGUCGAGAAGUUUUGCCCAGGUAAAUUGCGGUGGUGAAAGGACGAUGAACUUUGAACUGUGGCCGAAGGAUUCAACUUGGCGAAUAAUUUAUAUAUUCACGAAGUGAUCGAUGCAUUGGCUCAGGGUAUUAUAAGUUCUUGUAACAACUAUUGUUAUUGAUUAAUACGACACCUUACAGCAGUGUAUAAUAGUUGCAACAGUUUGGUAAUGUGUGAGGGUCUGGAGG
Haliotis rubra (blacklip abalone) is the source of this 1518-nucleotide messenger RNA. RefSeq names its product inositol oxygenase-like. Gene Ontology annotation, molecular function: iron ion binding; inositol oxygenase activity. The record is from RefSeq and is a predicted model, not a curated record. The transcript has a single exon. NCBI's taxonomy places the organism in Eukaryota, Metazoa, Mollusca, Gastropoda, Lepetellida, Haliotidae. Gene Ontology annotation, biological process: inositol catabolic process. The coding region runs from base 477 to 1328 and encodes 283 amino acids. Gene Ontology annotation, cellular component: cytoplasm.